Molecule: messenger RNA, 2114 nt
Organism: Pistacia vera
Lineage: Eukaryota; Viridiplantae; Streptophyta; Magnoliopsida; Sapindales; Anacardiaceae
Product: putative disease resistance protein At3g14460
Exons: 7
Coding region: 41-1189 (382 amino acids)
Source: RefSeq, a predicted model, not a curated record
GUUCCAAUUGGAAUCUUCCUACAGUAAAGUUCGACACUCAAUGAUAAAAAAUAUUGGAAAUAAGUUCUCAUGUCCUAGUUCUUUUUAUACUAAAAGUACAUUUCUGCGUACCCUUGUGAUUGAAAGUUAUUUCCAUGACCCUAAGAUAGCUUUGUCCAAAUUUCCCUGUCUAAGGUCAUUAAAUUUGGGUUUUUGUUCAAUUAAAGAAGUUCCUAUAGAAAUAAGAAAAUGUAUACAUUUGAGGUAUCUUAAUUUGUCGUGUAAUUUUGACUUAGAAGAAUUGCCUGAAGCAUUGUGUGAGUUAUGUAAUCUACAAACCUUAGAUAUCACAGCCUGUAUGAAUUUGAAAAAACUACCUCAUGGGUUAGGAAAUUUGAUCAACUUGAGACAUUUUUUGAAUUGGAGGGUUUUUAAAAUAACUUACAUGCCAAAAAGUUUGCAGCGAUUAACUGGUCUACUAUCGUUGGGGGAGUUUUAUAUAAGUAAAGACCGUUUUAAUAGGAAAACAUGUUCUGUUGAAUGUCUGAAAAACUUCAAACACCUUCGAAAAAUUGCUAUAACAGGGUUGGGAAAUUUGAGAGGUGUGGAUAAGGUUAAGGGAAUAGAGCUUAACAAUAAAAAAAACUUACGAGAGUUGGGUCUAGGCUUUUUCGAAACGAUGAAUGAGGAUCAUGAAGAACUUCUUGAAACAUUGCAACCACAUCCAAAUUUAGAGAGUUUAUGGCUACGAGAUUACAGAGGCAACAAUAUGUUCCCUAAUUGGAUGAUGUCAUUAACCAAUUUGAGAAAGUUACUUCUUGGGGAAUGUAUAAAGUGUGAGCAUCUGCCUCCUUUGGGUAAGCUAUCAUCCCUUGAAAUUCUUCAAAUAGAGGAUAUGAAUGAUGUAGUAAGAGUUGGUAUUGAGUUUUUGGGAAUAGAAAGUGAAGUCGCAUUGUCAUCUUCAUCGGUAAUUGCUUUUCCCAAACUGAAAUUUUUAUCGUUUACGAUGAUGAAAAAAUGGGAAGAGUGGGAUUUCGAGAUUACAAAUAGAGGAGGAGAAGAUAUUAUAGUAAUGCCAUCUCUUAAGACCUUGCAACUUUUAGUAUGCCCCAAAUUGAAGUCUCUACCAAACCAUCUUUGUCAGAUGACAACGUUGAAGGUAGAAAUUGAUGGAUGUCCUCUUCUCGUACAACAGAGAACCCAUAGCUGAUCAUCAUCUUCACCAAAGGCUGAUGAAGUUGUCUCAGAUCAUCAACUUCAACAUUGAUUCUGCAUAUGUGCAAAGACACCACACCAACUUCAAACUCUCAAACAUCAAACAUGUGCCAUCAACCCACAGUGCAGGGGAAGAUAUUUUAUUUCCUGGGGAUUUAGUGUUCUGAGAGAAUAUCAAGAAGUGACCAGAUUGUGAAAGUUCACUGAAGGCCACAGCAACCAGACAAUCAUGCACUACAUCUUGUGAAAAAAAUGUUGAAUAUCAGUCACCAUUGCAAAUUUAAAACUGACAAGGCUGCAUCAGCUUUCCAUGGUUUUAUUUAAGCAAUUGUUGGAUGUGAAAUGGACUAGGAAACAGCCAUGACUACUUAUGACAUCUUGCGAAUGAAAUGUUUAAUAUCAAGCACCAUUGCAAUUUUAUAAGGCUCCAUCAAUUUGCCAUAUCCGCUUUUGCAAGAACUUUUUCUUUUUUAUGUUGAUGCAUACGAAAUGCUUGGGCAAGGAGACGAUAUUUGAUUUUUCAGCAGAAUUAGUGUUCUUGGCAUACAAAAGAGAAUAUCAAGAUGCAACCAGCUCUGUCUCUUUGAACAACUGGCUCCCUUUGAAGAGUGGGAUUGGGAGAUUACAGAGAGGGGAGAAGAAGAUAUUACAAAUCUUCAUCAGAUACUGUGCUAGAUGUUCAUUGACUUGAAGGAACUGAACUGAUUGAGAAGCUAUACUUUUUCUCAGAUGAAGAACUCAGUGACGUGGUGCUGUUGAUAAAACUCUGACUCUUCCACCAACUGGCAUGAAGAUAAUACACCAGAUGCUCUAGGGCAUGAAGCAAUGUCCUGUUUCAAGAAUUGUCUUUCUCAGAAGACUGGCUGCCUUCUGAGAGAAGGUUGCAGGAAUCUAUGGAUAAAUGCAGACUAUUGAAUCAG